AUGUUUUCCGAGACCCUAUCUUCCGUAUGUGCAACACAGGCUCCGGAUUUGCAUGUUCUCGACCUUUAUGAGAACCUUCUAUCAGGAAAACUUCCUAAUUGUUGGAAGCACUUUCAAGGAUUGUUGCCACUGAAUUUGGCAGGGAACAAUUUAUCUGGGAAGUUACCAAGGUCAUUAGGCUAUUUGAUGAAUAUUAUAUCCUUACGUUUACAUGAUAACAGCUUUUCAGGAGAGUUUCCUUAUCUAGAGAACUGUACAGAAUUAGUGGUGGUUGACCUUGGAGCCAACAAGUUAUCUGGAAAAAUACUAGCAUGGAUAGCCAAAGCCUAA
This is a messenger RNA of Prunus armeniaca (apricot), 330 nucleotides long. The record is from the annotation of a GenBank genome assembly. Lineage: Eukaryota; Viridiplantae; Streptophyta; Magnoliopsida; Rosales; Rosaceae.